GCGGGGCGGGUGCAGGGAUGGAGGGCGGCGAAGCGGGCGGCGGUGGUGGGGGGCUCCUGCAGCAAAUCCUCAGCCUUCGCCUCGUGCCCCGCAUGGGCAAUGGCACCACCACCUACUCCAGCCCGCUCUCCACCUUUCCAGAGAUGUGGUACGGCGUCUUCCUGUGGGCAAUCGUCUCCUCCCUUGCCUUCCACGUCCCGGCCGCGUUGCUUGCGCUCUUCACGCUCCGGCACCACAAGUACGGCAGGUUCAUGUCCGUGAGCGUCCUGUUGAUGGGCUUCGUGGGACCCAUCACCGCCGGCACCCUCACAAGUGCUGCCAUUGCUGGAGUUUACAGAGCUGCAGGGAAAAAAAUGAUUCCCUUUGAGGCCCUCAUUUUUGGCGUGGGCCAGACUUUCUGUGUGGUGGUGGUUUCGUUCCUGCGCAUUCUGGCCACUCUGUAGCUCCUCUGGAGAGGCUGGAGAACACAAACCAAAGGAGGAGCCAAGGACCUGCUGCCUCAGAACAAAUCACAGGGAGCACACUCCAGCCUUGUGCUUCUUCCACUGAUUUAAGGAAUUGGGAGAGCUUGCUCCUGCCUCCAGCCUGGCUUGAAAUUUAAAAAUUGUGAAUUUUGUUACUUUUUGGUAACAUUAAGUGCCAAGUGAAAUUUAUUUAUCUGGAGGGUAGGAAAAUGGCUACCAGAGGAGGAGACCUGUGUACCUUUCACCAGUGAUGAAUUGUAGUAACAGGACAUGACUAAAAUGUGACACCAGCUGUGCUGGGGUAGGAACAGGACCAGGAUGAUGUCGUGUCCUCACCACUCACUCACUGCUUUGUUGCUUGGUUUUGAGUGAACCUGAAGCUCUUUUAAUGUCAAUUUUUUAAAUUAAAAAAUUAAUUUGUUUUCUUCCUGGCCCAAACUCCUUAAUACCAGGUCAUGGCCACAGUGGAUUUGGGAGCAGCAAAAGGAGAACUCGUUUUAGAUAGAUGAGAGUGCAAAUUUGUGUCUGGGACCUUUGGCUGUGAAUGCUGUGCAGGAGAAAUGACUGGUAUAAAAAUUUUAUUACAGCAAAGCCCUUCUGGCUCUGUGAAUGUUUUGUCCAGAGGCAGAGCACAGUAGAAUGGGCACUCCAGAAAUCCCAGGUACAUGUGGGCAUACACAGCUAAAUGACCCCGUUCUCCCUUGCUGAUGCUGUUCAUGUUGGUGUGGUGGAGCUGGGUGUCUGCACUGAUCUGGAAGUGGCACUGGCCAGCUUGGAUAAAAUCCCUCAUGCUGCUGCUGCUGCUGAGAGCUGCAUGGCCAUGGAUUGUGACCUGGGGUGUCCCCAGUGUGGGGACUGUGCCACAUUUUCAGCCAACAGCGUGCUGGGGGUUAGGAGAGCUGCAAGGCUCCUGGCAGGAGCCUGGGUGUUCCUGUGUCCAUGUGAACACGGCCCCAAAUCAGCCCUAUCCACAUGCAGUACUGUCUCCUCAUGAAUUGUUUUAAUUAGUUUUGGUUUUAAGUGACUAAUCGGUAGCUCUGCACUUGUGCCCUGACUUGUGCCACAUGGCUGGGGCACUUGAGCAGCUAACUGGGUGCUUCCUGGGGCUUGGUUCUUUGGGAAGCUGAGGUUGAAUUCUAGGGAUGUGGCUGGGCAGUGUAGCCAGCCCCAGGGGUUUGCUGUCUGUGUCCAGCCUUUCAGGGGAGAGUUCCCAUCUGUGUCUUCACUGAAUUCCCCUGGUUUCCAAAUCAGUUCCUUUUGCAUCUGCAGCAUUUUCUAGGGCCAUUUAUCUACAAUGAGUCUGUGUCCUCAGUGCUGGAAUGACUGGACAUGGCACUUAGUGUCAUGGUCUGGAUGACAAGGUGGUGACCAGUCAAAGGUUGGACUUGAUCUCAGAGGGCGUUUCUAAACUGAAUUGAUUCUGUGAUCCUUCAACAGGGCAUCGUGUUUAUCAUGGAAAUGGGUUUCUCUAUGCACUGACUUCUUGGGAGUGGUCUGUUGACAGUGAGAGGUGUUUUGCAGCAGCUACUUACUGAAAUUACUCUAAAUUUUAGCCUAUGUUAAUUCAGGGAAUAGAGAUGUGCAGUUUAGGAAAUAAUUUAAUGUGAAUCCUUCUCCUUAGGUGGGUGAGGUCCAAGUGGUGUCACGUAUACUAAACCCUGGAUCUGUGGAGAGCCCUGUGUGCUGUGCUGCUUCUAGAGAUCCAGUCUUCCUGCCAGGGCAGAAACAAUGAAAAAGAAAGAAUAAGCUUGCUUUCUUUUCCCCCUUUCCACUUUGUAUUUCAGUAUGUGUACAGACAGCACAGUUUAAUUUACAGGAAUUAUCCUGUGUUUUCCUGGAUGGAUUAAAAGAAUCUCAUGGAAUUUGGAUGGGGUGGGUCUGGCUUUACCUUUCAGGUGAUACCAGAAACCAGUGUCCUGAGCACCUACUGUGCUCUCCUUUACCCUGCCCCGGUGCCUGGCACUACUCAAUAGCCAUUAAGCUGAUUGCAACUGAGAAAGCACUUUAUCCCUGUGCCCCAUGCUACAGCAAGAGGAGGUUUCCUUGCAGGAACCGGGCUGAGGGGUGUAGGACACAAAUGGGGCUGUUACAGAGCUCAGAACAAGUGAAAAAUUGCUCAGUAAAGUCACUCAGUGCUGGGUGAACUGAAAACUUUCAGUUUCUACUCCUUGGGAUUUCUGAGAGUCUGUUUUGGGGGGGUUCUGGUUUACUUGAAGAGCUGGCAGCUUGAUCCUGUUUGGAGUGUUUGGAGCUGGCACUGUUCUCUAUGCCUGGAUGCUGUGAAAUUUUCAGGGAAUUCUUGCAUAAAAGGUGAACAAUCAGCUGAUUUGUCUUGACAUGCUAGCACAGGAGGCAAGUUCUUCAUGUCACCUUGGUGCUCACAGAGCAUCCUCCAGUCUGCUAGCUGCAGCUGGCAACCCCCCUCUCCAGAUAAACCAGAGCUAAACAGAAAGGAGGAGUAGCCUUGAGUUGAAGCACCAGAUGGCAGUUCAAGUACUGGUGGCACUUUCCUCCCCUCACUGGUUUGGCCUUCCCUUUCCAUUCCAUUAUUCCAAGUGAGACAGGUGGAGGAAUCCCUUCAGUUUUCAUCAGGUAGUAGUAGAUUUUGCUCAGUCAAACUUGCCAAAAACUGCAAAGAGCUGGUGAAGACAUCAAUACUGAGGUGUCCUGAGCUGGGCAAUGGUGUGAGCCUCUGCUGGGGAGCCCAGCCAGUGUGCUAGUUAAGGAAACACCUGGAGGAACUGCCUGCCCUGGAGGAACAGCCACUUAUGCUGGGGCUUGUGGCCCUGGUCGCUGUGUGUGGCAUCCCCCUGCUCCCACCUGGCUUCCUCGCUCACAGCUGCAGCUGUCAUGAACAAAUCUUUAUAUGAUUGAAAAUUCUGUACAUUUUAUUUUUCUACUGACACUCCUAAUCCUGGUGGUGAUUAUCAGUAAAUUCUGUAAUUCUUGAAGUGAA
This is a messenger RNA of Catharus ustulatus (Swainson's thrush), 3420 nucleotides long. It is a transcript of the gene TMEM170A, whose product is annotated as transmembrane protein 170A. The coding region runs from base 18 to 443 and encodes 141 amino acids. NCBI's taxonomy places the organism in Eukaryota, Metazoa, Chordata, Aves, Passeriformes, Turdidae. Gene Ontology annotation, cellular component: endoplasmic reticulum membrane. The record is from RefSeq and is a predicted model, not a curated record. Gene Ontology annotation, biological process: endoplasmic reticulum tubular network organization. The transcript has 3 exons.